Bubalus bubalis (water buffalo) is the source of this 1794-nucleotide messenger RNA. It is a transcript of the gene PPP1R36, whose product is annotated as protein phosphatase 1 regulatory subunit 36. Bases 570 to 1727 code for a protein of 385 amino acids. The transcript is spliced from 11 exons. Gene Ontology annotation, molecular function: phosphatase binding. Lineage: Eukaryota; Metazoa; Chordata; Mammalia; Artiodactyla; Bovidae. Gene Ontology annotation, biological process: negative regulation of phosphatase activity. The record is from RefSeq and is a predicted model, not a curated record.
AGUUUCCCUAUGGAACUGAAUCUAGUUUUUCUAAUUAAAAACAAAGCCAGUGACGUGGCUUGCUUCUCGGUGGGAAGGCACGAAGAACUGACUCCUAAGCAAGAAACCCUCGGGCAGCUUCGCAGUGAGAGGCCAGCGCGCCACCGCUGCCCGGGGUGUAGGCAGAGGCGGGAGCUACGGCCACCAGCCGCAGCGGCGUAGGAAGCAGGGUCCCGCCCCCGGCCCCGGCCCCGCCCCCAGUCACGGUUUCCAGGCGACGCUCUGAAGCGGCCAGCGGGAGACCAUGAGUCGUGUUCCGGAGUUUUAUUCGAGGCGGCAGCGGUUGUACGCGCAGUCUGCCCUGUCGGAUGUAAGUGCAGCUUCGGCCGACCCCACCCCGCGGCGGGUGGAAGGACGACCCUGCGGCCCCCGCCCACCUCCGGCGCCCGACGGGGCUCGGUGGCUGGGCCGCGGCGCCUACACUGCCUCAGCCGCGGCCUUGCCCUCCGCGCUCCCCGGGCGGCGCCGCCGUAGCCUGGGGCGAGCCGCACUCGACGCGAGACCUGGGCAAAGUGGUCUGCGAAAACCAGAUGAUGGAGCAAUUGGGAUUGCGAUUAGGGACGUGGUACUGGAAAGAUGAAACCAAAACACUUGAAUUCAGAAGUUUUACACCUGCAGUGGAAUUCAAGGAAAGAGGAAAGAAAGGCAAAGCAGUUCACUUUGUUGAAAUUGAUGGUCCGGCUUCAGACAGGUUGACAGAUAAAAGGUUUGCCCUAAGAGACGAUAAGUCACCCAGAGGCUUAGAGAAACGGAGUCAGCAAGGCAACGUUACACUCCAUGAUGUUAAAUUUGUGGCUUUGCUUUUGCUACAAGAUACUGAGAUGCCGCGUAUCUGUUCCUUUACAACAUUUAUGAGGAAUAAGAAUCUUGACAAUUUCCUUAUGGCAUUGUUGUACUACUUAUAUUAUUACUUGGAAAAAAUCUCACAGGAAAAGAAACCCAAAAGCUAUAUGGUGGGCCUUGAAGAGAAGAAAGAAAUGGAAAUGAUUAUCAGUAAGUUAGAAGCAGCACAGAAAUACUUGGCACAGAAGUACUGUGUCCUCAUCCUGGGCUUGGGAAUGCCCGAUAAGCAUCACAUGAGCUGCGGAAAGGGGAAAAUAUCAGAUACACAAAAAGACUGGAAAUUCUUUGAGUCCUUUUAUACAUUCUGUACAUACGUAGCCUGGAUUGUCUUCCGACGUCAACACUUCACAGAGAUUGAGGAAGAAAUAGGAAGGCUCUUUCGUUCCAACAUGUUCAACAUUCCUCGAAGGAAGCGUGAGGAUGAAGAGUCAGGAGGGGAGAAGAAGCGCAUGACUUUUGUACAAUUCAGGAGAAUGAUGGCAAAACGCCCAGCGAUUAAAAAAGCCAUUAACAUGCGCUCUCCAGUCCUGUCCACUCUGCUGCCCUCUCUCAGAGAAAAAGCUCAGAAUGUCUCUGAGAAAAAGUACCGUCAAAUAGGCACGAAAUUCCCAGCCCAGAUGCAAGAGCCCAGGGAAACUCUGGACUCUUUGCACAUGCCAAUAGUUGGCAUCUUGGGGGAGCCUCGAUGUCAGUUCAACCCCCAUACCCUUAUCCCUCUUGAUCCAGAAGAAAGCAUGAAGUCUGGGAAACCGUCUUCCCUGAUAGAAAGAAAUAACAUGAGGAUUCAGGAUACACUGGACUUAGUCAUGAGAACACUGUCCUCUCAAACAACAUUCCCUAAAUAAUCUAUACAUUCCACUUCUGUAGUUAAGUCUUAUAUUUGAAGUAAACUGCUUUGACUUAAUCACUUUA